Exaiptasia diaphana is the source of this 4141-nucleotide messenger RNA. Its product is annotated as TNF receptor-associated factor 3. Gene Ontology annotation, biological process: regulation of canonical NF-kappaB signal transduction; regulation of apoptotic process; positive regulation of JNK cascade. Gene Ontology annotation, molecular function: zinc ion binding; protein binding. Gene Ontology annotation, cellular component: plasma membrane signaling receptor complex. Lineage: Eukaryota; Metazoa; Cnidaria; Anthozoa; Actiniaria; Aiptasiidae. The record is from RefSeq and is a predicted model, not a curated record.
AUGGCAUUAUCAAAGCGAAACGAAGUUCCGUUUGCUGAUUUAUCGAUCGUCGAAUUCAAAGAAGAGUUGGACAAGAGAUUCAGAUGCCCGACUUUGCUACGUUUGUUUUCAAACGAUUCUGGGGUUGUGGACGUGACUAAUGAUGAUUGCAAAAAUAGACCAUUCUCCCAGAAGAUUUACCGGCCUGAUACACGUGAUAGUUUCACAGUGCAAUAUGUGAAAAGACACGGGAAGGCCCACUACUAUAGAAAGCCCAACCCCCAUUGCCCCUUGGAUGGUGAGACAUUAUCAGAAGGGGCCUUCAGGGAUGUGUGCUGUCGCCGUGAAAUAGCAAGUUUGCUCUGUUACUGUUUAUACAAGAAAUAUGGCUGUAAAUCAGAACAGGAGCUAAUGUAUCUAAAGGAACAUUUAUCAAAGUGUGAAUUCCGAGAGGUCAAAUGUACUAAUCCUGGCUGUGAAGAAAUGGUACCUAAGAACAAACUAGAGCACCAUAAAAAUGAGACAUGCAGAUUCAAACCAUCACGAUGCCAACAUUGCGGACAACUUGUGCCGGAAGUACACAUGGAGUCACAUUUGCACACAUGCGACAAAUUCCCCAUGACCUGUGAACGCUGUGGCACCAGCAACAUUGCUCGAGAAGAUAUGCAACACCACCUUGAAAGGGAAUGUUCUGAAUCWGAAAAACCAUGUAAAUUCUAUUAYGCUGGGUGCCCAUUUAAGGAUGAUGUCAUCUACAUUAAGAUCAUCGUGGAUACAACAGGUCUUGCCUCUUUGGGUUUUCAGUAAAAUGGAAUGAAUGAGCUUAAUUCUCGUUCAAAGUGAAUGGUUGCUGUUUCAUUUGAAAACAGACUGUCAGUUAGCAAAGACCCUUAAGGCUGAUUUACACGGCACGAUUGUCUCGUGCGAUUUGUAGUAUACGACUUGAAUCGCGCAGUGUAAAUGGCCCUAUGACUUGUCUACAACAGUCGUACCAAACCUACGACUAAAAACCAUGGCUAAAAAUCCUACGAUUUGUAGUAGGAAAAUCGUAUACUACAAGUCGUAGGCGACAAUCGUACCGUGUAAAUCAGCCUUAACACGUUUAUAUUUUCACCGAUUUGACUAACCUUGAAAACGUAAAGAACCAUCUGCACCCAAAAACCUUUGCGGUCGUUUUGUUUUACAAAUGAUGUCUUGCUGAACGUUCCAUUUUGAUUGGUUCAAAACCAGAGAUGGCGAAAAUUCUUAUGUGAGGAAAUCGCAUAAAGGUUGUCGGGUGCAAGUCGAUCUUUUAGUUUACAGGCUAUAAGCCUCAAUCGGGGAAUUGUCAAGUCUCUAGGGUAUUGUAAUGGCAACAUUAACAUGCAUUACUUGAAGGUCUUUGAACAAGGGUCUGUUGUCAAACGAGACAGGUGUUAUUCACUUUGAACGGGAAAAAUGCUCAUUGACUAUUUACUGGAAACCCAAAGGUACAUAUGCCAAACACAUCCRCAUGAAGCUGGCCAAGUGUUGAGUCGUGCGAGGUGGUCAUCCASCGGUAGAUGGUCGCUGAUUAUCACGGUAUUCCAACAGACACUUGUUCUUUUYAGGUUAUUUUCCAAGCUUUUUGUGUUCUAAAUGUGUUGACUCRAUCUUCAUUCGUUUCGGUUUAAUACGUCUUAUUUGUUCUGUUUUACCAGCCAGGUAUAUUAUCACUGUUAUCAAUUAUAGCAGUGAUGUGGAAAGUUUUUMUAUCGGGGUAUUGUUCAUUUCCUUCUUAUGCCCUGUUUCUCGGUUUUGGGGGAAAAAUUGAGCCAAAGAUUCCCUAGACACUAUUAUUCUGGCCUGAUAGGUUUUUUCCGGAAAACCAUUUACUAGAAAAAUGGCAAUGGCAGGAUAUAAAAAAUACCUAUGGUGACAAAAAGGAGAACUUAUUUCCCUGUGGGUGGAGACCCACUAUUAAACCAUUAUGAUAUAGUAUGAUGUCAGGGUUUGAUAAUGGUGCUGAUGUUAAUUAGGGCCGCGCUCCCUUAGAGAUCCAUUAUAUAGACAAUUGCACAAAUUCUUCGCGAUUUAUGUGUGUUCGCCAUUCAAUGGUCAAGCGCUAYAGACAAACAAACAAACAACAAAAUAAGUACCACUAUUAAAUACCCUGUCGGAAUCGAAGAUCCAGAUUGUUACAUAAGUGUGGAGAGGGUAAAAAUUUCGAGRAAAAAAAUUGUUAUAGGACCGGGAAAAUUUCUUUCAGAUAAAUGUCAUAAAUUUCUACUUUAGAUGUUUUUCAGAACGUUUCUCACUCAGGAUUUUAUGUUUUCUCUUUGUUAAUAACGUUAUUGCAUUCAGUAUUUUCCGUAUUUUAAAACUCUAAAAAGGAUGGUGGCUAGCCACCAUAAUCAUCUCUGGAUCUGCCCUUGAGUGGAGUGGAGUGGAGUCAUUCACUAAGAGAGCUCAUUUAGACCAGCUUUUGUAUGGUUUGUGUUCCAUACCUAUCUUCAUCAUCUAACCAUUUGCUGGUGGAGUAACGAGGGACGCCUUGUUUCCCAACAAGCUGUGACAUAAUACACACUGUCCAUAGACCGCUGGAGUAGCUCCGUUAGGCUACUCUGAAAAAGUAGCUAUCGGAGUAAUAAGGGACACUAGUAAAGUGAUGUAUUUACUAAAUCGAAGCUGCAUGAGACCUUAAAGAUUUGGUGUACUCAGAAUUUGAAGCUAAAACAUGCAGAGCUUAUUAAGCUUUUUGAAUCAGGAACUGUCCACGCGAGUGCUGACCAGAUACCUUUGUACUCGGAAUUACCUUAUCCAUAUAGAUAGAAAAAUAUGCGCGUUGACACAUAGCGUAUACGAAUGGUAUGCGACUAUCCUCAUGAAUUCGCCCUGUUGAAUCGGGGUAGUAUUUACGAAAGUACCGUAUUGAUACCAAGAGACAUAUCAUAUGCCGAUACAAAAUCUACGGAAUCGUGUGGACGGGUCCUUACACAACGAGUGUAAAAACAUCCUCGGAACCCAUGGUUUCCGAGGAUGGUGUAAAUACUUAUAAGAUUGAAAUCGUAAAAAAAAUCAAAUAGAUUCGCUAAAAGAAUACGUGAAAAAUGUCAGUUCUAAGUGUGGGUUAUAGACCGUAGAUGUAUGGCUAAUAGCACCAUUUUUAUAUAUAUGUAGUUGAGUUAAAAUUACUGUAAUACUUAUCAUAUUCAAUUUUAAAAUUAUCAUAAUACAGUGCGUACCAUCUUCCUAGACCGAAAUACAUUGUUAGAUCCCACGUAAUUCGGUUGUUUCAUCGAUGAUACAGAGCUGGCAUCGUUGAAUCAGUGUGAAUCCCCGUUUAGAGCGGUGCAGUCAGCGGUGAUGACUACCAACAAUGCAUUUCGGUAUAAGAAUACAAGAAGUGACCGUCACUAUCGGCCUCAAUAGAAAUUCGAAUACCGGUUCAUUUAAGAACAACACAAAAUAGAUUUAAAUGAUAUUUAUAAAGUGAUUGUAAUGUCAAUACUCGAUGCUUUUUUUAAAUAAUAGCAGUAUACAGCUGAUAACCUAAUUUUCAGACGGGCCUGGUCCCAACUCCGUCUGAUAAACAUCGCUUCAGUGUUUUCUAUGCCUUCUUUUAAAUCAAGAGGUGUAUGUCGAAUGCAUCCAAAAACAUAACAAACAAAUCAAAAAAAUUUGAUUCGCCAAUGGAUAUGGCGUUUUUAUUGGCAAAACGAUAGUAGUGACAUCAAGAACACGGUACUAGGAGGUGAUGUCCAACCGACGGAGUUAGUGUUUGACCAAGGUUCGUCUCAAAAUCAGUACAGCAUAUCCCAGUGUUAUUAAGCUCAACUUUCCAAGGUUUAUUAUUUCUAUCUGAUGUAACAUGAUUAGACAAUGCUAAGAUCUGUUUGGAUAAAUGAAUUUAUUAUAACUAAUAGGUCAGGUGUAUUCAAAUAGCCCUGGUUCCAGUAGUCCAGUAGUUGUGCACUGUGAUAUUAAAAGUCACGAACUAGAUAUAUUAGUAAUCAAACAUACGACUUGAGGCAGUAAAGGCCGAAGUUGACAAAAAAAUGUAUAAUUACUGAAAUUUGUCGUUUAGAAAAUAUGCAUAUUUAUAAUAUUAAUUAGCCGCAUUAUAAAAGGCCGAUUGUAAAUUAUGUAUCUUAUUUUGACAGCACUAAUGUUCUUUACUAAUAAAUAUAUUUUAACGGUAAAA